Maylandia zebra (zebra mbuna) is the source of this 1189-nucleotide messenger RNA. RefSeq names its product glutathione S-transferase A. Gene Ontology annotation, molecular function: maleylacetoacetate isomerase activity; glutathione transferase activity. Gene Ontology annotation, biological process: L-phenylalanine catabolic process; glutathione metabolic process. The record is from RefSeq and is a predicted model, not a curated record. NCBI's taxonomy places the organism in Eukaryota, Metazoa, Chordata, Actinopteri, Cichliformes, Cichlidae. Gene Ontology annotation, cellular component: mitochondrion.
CUAGCUGCUGUCUUCAUUUCAUCAUCCCUCCACAACUUCACUCUCAGUUGUAAGAAUUCCCUCUGAAACCAUGGCUAAGGCAAUGACUCUGCUGUGGGGGGCCGGAUCGCCUCCCUGUUGGAGGGUGAUGAUCGCUCUGGAGGAGAAGAACCUGCAGGGCUACAACCAAAAACUGCUGUCCUUCGAUAAAAUGGAGCACAAGUCCCAAGAAGUGUUAGAUAUAAAUCCCAGGGGACAGCUUCCAACAUUCAAACAUGGAAACACUAUUGUGAACGACUCCUAUGCAGUCUGUUUUUACCUGGAGAGCCAGUUUAAGUCCCAAGGAAACAAACUGAUCCCGGACAGCCAAGAAGAACAAGCUCUGAUGUACCAACGCAUGUUUGAGGGUCUCACAUUCUACGAGAAACUCAAUGCGGUUAUCUACUACGACUGGUUUGUUCCUGAAGGUGAGAGACAUGAAUCGGCUCUGAAUAGAAACAAAGAGGCUCUGACCACUGAACUCAAACUCUGGGAGGGUUACCUGCAGAAGCUGGGCUCAGGCUCUCAUGUGGCAGGACCGUCCUUCACACUGGCAGAUGUGGUCAUUUUUCCUACAGUUGCUUAUCUUUUCAGAUUUGGGCUGUCUGCAAAGCGUUAUCCUAAACUGGGAGAGUAUUACAAUCUGCUGAAGGAUAGACCCAGUGUCAAAGCCAGCUGGCCUCCUCAUUGGCUGGAGAACCCUGAGGGACAAGACACACUGAAAGACAUCUGACAUUCAUGCAGACGUGAAUGAAUGUCACAUAAUAAUAUUGCAGCUUUUGUUUGUGUGUAUAUCGAACAACAGUUUCUGUUGACUGAUACAAGUUCAGGUUCCAUUAACAGCAGUUUUUUUUGUUGUUUGUUUGUUUUUAAUAUGAGAUGUCAUGUAGCAUCAACCAACAGUCAAAAAAAUUAAAUCUACACUUUUUUUUAACCUUUAAUAAAUUUAUAUCAGUGAACUGGAGUCAGAACAUUUUUUGCUAAAGAAGAAAAGGACUAAGAACUAGUUUUCUGUACACAAAGGGAACUCCAAUGCCUCAUGCUUCAAUUUGAUAUCAUUUGCAUGAUUUUACAUUGCUACGUUAAAUUCACAGCCUCAUGUAUACCCACUGAGUGUACUGUAUUUUGGCCAUUGUCACUUCAGUUAAAAAUAAACUUGUGUCAAUCAGCA